This is a messenger RNA of Schizophyllum commune H4-8, 1357 nucleotides long. RefSeq lists its product as uncharacterized. The record is from RefSeq and is a predicted model, not a curated record. The transcript is spliced from 2 exons. The coding region runs from base 16 to 1296 and encodes 426 amino acids. NCBI's taxonomy places the organism in Eukaryota, Fungi, Basidiomycota, Agaricomycetes, Agaricales, Schizophyllaceae.
GUGAACCAAUACAGUAUGAAUACCCGCGGCAAUCAGGGGAUCCAGCUGAAUACGAUCACACAGCGACUGCUGGAAGAAGACUGGGCGCUUGUAUACCAGCAUGCUUCGCUUGUCAGGUCCCUCGAGAUUCAUUCGAGCUAUGCAACCACGUACUCGGAAUGUGACCGGCGAGCAGUGGCAACAAUAACUGCAUGCCCUCCGUCGCGUUGCUUACUGCCAAACCUGCGUAGCCUACGCGUCGCUAUUGUAUCAGGUCUACACAAAGGCCGACACCUCGAUUCGUUUCUCAGCAUGCUCCUUUCCCCCACCGUUAUCGGCGACCGGGUCGAAGACCUCAGCUACGACUGCAGUUGCGUUGCGCAUUACAAAAGCGAGAUACACGCGGCUAUGCUGGCCGAAACUGCGGUAACCCGAUGGAGUCAUCUGAAAUCGGUCAACCUAGACCUCGAGAGGUGCAACCCUAGUCUGUUGGCCAUGUUUUCUCAGAUACCCACCCUGCAGUCGCUGGAACUGGGGUUUCGGGACGUCCCGGCUACGCCCGAUAUCAUGCCAGCGUCAUUGACACCUGGUUUUGCUUCCCUCCGUACCCUGGGCUUGCACGCAGUCUUCUGCCUGGAUAUAGCAGCCGUAUUGCGAUCCUGGGACUUCCGCGCUCUAACGCGCCUUUCCGCCAGCCAAGUCGACUGUGACCAUCCCGACGAACUGCAGGAAUUUUUCCAAGCCGUCCAUGACUGCGUUGCCCACGAUGCACUCAGGGACCUCUACGUCGAAACGACCUAUGCCGAUAUUGCACCGCUCUUCUUUGUGCAUAUGAAGCCGCUCGCUGUCUUCCGCCGCCUGGUCAAAGUACGCAUCGACCUUGCCAAUGGGCUAUCGCUCACAGAUAGUGAACACGCGCUGGUGGCGGCAUGGUGGCCCGAGGCUGAAUUCAUCGACUUUGUUACAGAAUCGUAUGAUGACACUCGGGAUCCUGUCAUUGCGUCUCUCGAAGCACUCAUACAUUAUGCACGAUAUUGCCCUCGUCUCCGACACAUGCGAUUGCCCCUGCUGGCACAUCCUCCUAUCCCAGAAUUACCUGCGGACAUGCCGUCACACGCAGCAGGCCAUCCGCUCACUCGCCUGGGUGUCGGAUACUCUCGCUUAGAAGCCGAAAACGUUUCGGACGUCGCGCGGUUCCUCAGGAAUGUCUUCCCUCAGCUACACGAAGUUGAGUACUCGACCUAUCGAGGGAAGUGGAGCUGGGGGGACGUCAACGCUCUUUUGGAGCAGGGACACGUGAAACGGUCUCCGAUGUAAAGGGCUAUACACGUAUGUCGCAGCAUUUCCCCAUGCCAUAUAUUAUGAGUUGUUUUCGUUC